Messenger RNA from Hylaeus volcanicus, 1066 nucleotides. It is a transcript of the gene RpII33, whose product is annotated as DNA-directed RNA polymerase II subunit RPB3. Gene Ontology annotation, cellular component: RNA polymerase II, core complex. Gene Ontology annotation, molecular function: DNA-directed RNA polymerase activity; protein dimerization activity. The transcript has 5 exons. NCBI's taxonomy places the organism in Eukaryota, Metazoa, Arthropoda, Insecta, Hymenoptera, Colletidae. Bases 154 to 984 code for a protein of 276 amino acids. Gene Ontology annotation, biological process: DNA-templated transcription. The record is from RefSeq and is a predicted model, not a curated record.
UAGGUUUAUGGUGUUACUAACCUAACUUCACCUAACCGCUUAACCUAAUAAACACAAGCACAGAAAAUUUGACGUAUCGUUCAAGGAUCGAGACAAGUGUAUUACGUGUAAAUUACGACUCUUUAACUUCUUUAAUAAAACAAAUUCUACAAAAUGCCGUACGCUAAUCAACCAUCGGUUCACAUUUCCGAUUUAACCGAAGAAAAUGUGAAAUUUCAAGUAGAAGAUACCGAGUUAAGUGUAGCAAACAGCAUGAGGCGUGUGUUUAUCGCAGAAACACCUACUAUGGCUAUCGAUUGGAUUCAACUAGAAGCUAACUCUACGGUCUUAAGUGAUGAAUUCUUAGCACACAGAAUCGGUAUGAUACCGUUGAUUAGCGACGACGUUGUUGAUAGGAUACAAUAUACAAGAGAUUGCCAAUGCAUGGAUUUCUGUCCUGAAUGUAGUGUUGAGUUUACGUUAGAUGUAAAAUGCACAGAAGACCAAACACGGCAUGUAACCACUGCAGAUUUUAAGUCUAGUGAUCCAAGAGUAUUGCCUGUCACAUCCAGACACAGAGAGGAUGAUGCCAGCGAGUAUGGAGAAACAGAUGAGAUACUGAUAGUAAAAUUACGUAAGGGACAAGAAUUAAAAUUAAGAGCAUAUGCCAAGAAAGGCUUUGGAAAGGAACAUGCAAAAUGGAAUCCGACUGCUGGUGUAAGCUUUGAAUAUGAUCCAGACAAUUCCAUGAGACAUACAUUGUUCCCAAAACCUGAUGAAUGGCCAAAAUCAGAAUACAGUGAAUUGGAAGAGGAUCAAUACGAAGCAUCAUUUAAUUGGGAAGCUAAACCAAAUAAAUAUUAUUUCAAUGUUGAAAGUAGUGGAGCUUUAAAACCUGAGAAUAUUGUGAUGAUGGGCAUUGCUGCAUUGAAGAAUAAAUUAUCUAACUUGCAAACACAGCUAAGUCAUGAAGUUCAAAGUGAUGCACUGAGUAUUCAUCAUUAAGUGACAUGUCUUAUUGAUAAUUUAGAAUUAAAAUUAUUCCUACUUAUUCUUUUUAAAAUAAAAUUUGCAUCGAAAUUAUUGA